Messenger RNA from Closterium sp. Naga37s-1, 1842 nucleotides. Lineage: Eukaryota; Viridiplantae; Streptophyta; Zygnematophyceae; Desmidiales; Closteriaceae. The record is from the annotation of a GenBank genome assembly.
AUGCCCGUGAUUAGCCUCCUCUCGCCUCUCCGCGCGGCCUCCUCUCGCCUCUCCGCGCGGCCUCCUCUCGUCUCUCCGCGCGGCCUCCUCUCGCCUCUCCGCGCGGCCUCCUCUCACCUCUCCGCGCGGCCUCCUCUCGCCUCCCCGCGCCGUCUCCUCUCGCCUCCCCGCGCGGCCUCCUCUCGCCUCUCCGCGCGGCCUCCUCUCGCCUCCUCUCGCCACUCCGCGCGGCCUCCUCUCGCCUCUCCGCGCGGCCUCCUCUCGCCUCUCCGCGCGGCCUCCUCUCGCCUCCCCGCGCGGCCUCCUCUCGCCUCUCCGCGCGGCCUCCUCUCCCCUCCCUUUGCCCUCGCUACCCCCUCCCAUCGCCAUCGCUUCCCCCUCCCGUCGCCCUCGCUUCCCCCUCCCAUCGCCCUCGCUUCCCCCUCCCAUCGCCCUCGCUUCCCCCUCCCAUCGCCCUCGCUUCCCCCUCCCAUCGCCCUCGCUUCCCCCUCCCAUCGCCCUCGCUUCCCCCUCCCGUCGCCCUCGCUUCCCCCUCCCUUUGCCCUCGCUUCCCCCUCCCAUCGCCAUCGCUUCCCCCUCCCAUCGCCCUUGCUUCCCCCUCCCGUCGCCCUUGCUUCCCCCUCCCGUCGCCCUCGCUUCCCCCGCCCAUCGCUAGUCCACUUGCGCCAUCUUGUGGGGCAGCAGCAUCACCAACGCCUCUGCGCCGCUGCUCCCUUUUCCCCCACUCCCACCAUCCUCUUUCCACCCCCGCCUCUCCCCCUUCGCCUGCAGUCGCUCGUUCACUUGCGCCAUCUGUCAGUGUGGGGCAGCAGCAUCACCAACGCCUCUGCGCCGCUGCUCCCCUUCCCCCACUCCCACCAUCCUCUUUCCACCCCCGCCUCUCCCCCUUCCCCUGCAGUCGCUCGUUCACUUGCGCCAUCUGUCAGUGUGGGGCAGCAGCAUCACCAACGCCUCUGCGCCGCUGCUCCCUUUUCCCCCACUCCCACCAUCCUCUUUCCACCCCCGCCUCUCCCCCUUCGCCUGCAGUCGCUCGUUCACUUGCGCCAUCUGUCAGUGUGGGGCAGCAGCAUCACCAACGCCUCUGCGCCGCUGCUCCCUUUCCCCCACUCCCACCAUCCUCUUUCCACCCCCGCCUCUCCCCCUUCCCCUGCAGUCGCUCGUUCACUUGCACCAUCUGUCAGUGUGGGGCAGCAGCAUCACCAACGCCUCUGCGCCGCUGCUCCCUUUUCCCCCACUCCCACCAUCCUCUUUCCACCCCCGCCUCUCCCCCUUCGCCUGCAGUCGCUCGUUCACUUGCGCCAUCUGUCAGUGUGGGGCAGCAGCAUCACCAACGCCUCUGCGCCGCUGCUCCCUUUCCCCCACUCCCACCAUCCUCUUUCCACCCCCGCCUCUCCCCCUUCCCCUGCAGUCGCUCGUUCACUUGCGCCAUCUGUCAGUGUGGGGCAGCAGCAUCACCAGCGCCUCUGCCUCGCUGCUCCUCGCCUUCCCCCGCCUGCUCUCCGCCAACCUCGCCUGGACUGCCCUCUCCCACCUCCCCGCCCACCCCUCCCUCACCGCCCUCCACCUCUCCCACUGCCCCCUGCUUUCCAUUGGCUUCCCUCUCCCCUCCUCCUCAUCCUCUCCCUCCGCCUCCUCUCCUUCCUCCUCUCACUCCUCCUCCUCUUCCUCCUUCCCCCUCACUCAUCUGGUUCUCUCUGGUGCCUCAAUCGCUCCUCCCUCCUCCCUCUUCCCUCCUCACCUCCUCGCCUUCCUCACUCACCUCACCUCGACCCCUCUACUGCUGCUGUCCCUGACGCCCUUCUGUUACACCUCGCCCACUCCCUUCCCCACACGGUACGUUAG